AUGUCGACGCUGGGGAAUAAUGAGAGUUUAAUAAAAUUCAAUGACAGCGAAAUCAUAGACGCUGAUGAAAUAUCUGUCCUAAGAAGACAAGUCAAUCUAUUAACAUCAGAAAAUGAAAGCUAUAAACAACAAAACCACUUGCUCCAGGGUAAGCUGUCAGCAAGUGCUACAGUGCAAAAUGAACUGCUUGAGAAUGUUGAAUCACUUGAAGAGUCAUUGAAAAAAAAAACUGAGUCUGUCGAGCAAAAAAUACGGUUAAUUGAAACAAAGCAUGGAGUUAAAGCUAAAGAGUUGAUGGAUCGUAUCACUGAACUAGAGAGUGAUUUAUUGAUGAAAACUGAUAAAAUAAAUUGUUUAGAAGCUAAAUUAAAUGAAGCUAAUGAUAAGUUAUUGCUUGCUGCUGAUUCCGUUUCUGUAAUAAAUGCAAGCAGAGUUGAUGAACCAGAUUCUGAUGAUAGAGUUAAAGAGUUAUUGCAAUUGUUAGCUGAUGAGAAGGAUAAAUCGUUUAAAUUGGAGCAAGCACUUGGGGAAUUAGAACAAAGAAUGUCUGAAAUGAGAGAAGUUUAUAAUGCUACUAAAGAGGAAUUGAAAGAAAAAUCAAAUGUACUAGAAGCUACAAGAGACGAAUUAGCUGAAUGUAGAAGUGAAUUAAUGUUAUCAAAAGCUACUCCAUCUGAUCAACAGUCUAAAGAAGCUAAAAAAGCUCUCAGUGUAAAAGAAGGAGAAAUAAAAGCGUUGAAAGCUGAAAAAGCGGCUCUUCUUACGACGAUUCAAGACGACAGAGACGAUCAAAUUCAGCAUAAUGCUAAUUUAAUAGAAAAAUAUAAAGAUAGAAUUUCAGAGCUGGAAGUUAAGUUGAAAGAUCAGCAAAAAAAACUCUGGCAAUUGGAGAAACAGAAGCAACCAGUUGGUGAUGAGUUUGUGUACUUCGACAACGAGCUAAGUGCCAAGAGAAAGGAAAUAGAAGAACUUUCAUCACAGCUUGAGGGUAAAUCAAUCAAAGCUUUGAUUGAAGAGGAAAUAAAGUGUAAAACAAAUGAGCAGUUGCGUUAUUGGCGACGCAAAGCUGUUACCAAGGAGGCACAAGUUGAAGCAAUUAAAUGUCGAUUAGAAACAGAUUCUUCGGUGAUUAAUCAUGAAUUAUUGAGACUAAUUCAACAGACUGGUAGGCCGGAUAAUAAUUUAUGUGAGGAAGAAGCUAAUUCAUCGGUAAAUGUUAAAGUAGUCGACUGUACGCUGAAUAACACUGCACGCGUUAUAGAAAUUCCGAAAUUACUUGGUAAAAUUAAACCAGCCAAGUCUGUUGAUGAAUCUUUGGUCAUUUUUGAAAAACCAAAACCGCUGGACAGUGAUUUGAUGGAUUUUGUGGAACCAGCUUCAGGCAAUGUUGAAGAAAUUGAGAAACCGAAUGAUUCUGUUUCUUUGUCGGAAAAAAAUCACGUAGAAAAAAAAGGGAUUUUAAAAUCUACAAAAGAUGUUUGGAAAACAACCUUUAGUUCAGCUUGUGAUGUCAGUAUGGGCAAAGAAAACAAGAGUUUAAGAUUUUCUGAUGACACUGCGGAUCCAGAGCCCAAAAAGCUGACUAAACAAAUUAGUAAUACUCCGAAAUACCGAAUUAUACACGCAUCAAGUAAAUCUAAGAAUGCUAAAUAA
This is a messenger RNA of Cotesia congregata, 1653 nucleotides long. Lineage: Eukaryota; Metazoa; Arthropoda; Insecta; Hymenoptera; Braconidae. The record is from the annotation of a GenBank genome assembly.